Messenger RNA from Saccoglossus kowalevskii, 2772 nucleotides. RefSeq names its product lysosome membrane protein 2-like. Gene Ontology annotation, cellular component: membrane; cytoplasm. Gene Ontology annotation, molecular function: scavenger receptor activity. Lineage: Eukaryota; Metazoa; Hemichordata; Enteropneusta; Harrimaniidae. The record is from RefSeq and is a predicted model, not a curated record.
GUUAACUGUAUGCGAGACGGACUUUUCCAGCAGAUCCUGGCUUAUCCGCGAGGUGAUGUUAUAGAUAGUCAUUUAAAUCCAUCCAGUCUAUCCAGCAAACUCAUCUGUCCACCAUGGUACACGCCGGCGUUAAGUUUGGUGUUCCGUUGGCAGUUGGUACGAUAUGCAUGUGUCUUGGAGUGGCGCUUGUCUUCGUAUUGGACAACGUUGUACAUUCUAUGGUGAACACACAAAUGACAAUAUCCAAUUCAUCAGCAACUUACGACACCUGGCAAGACCCGUCAAUUCCAGUAUAUAUGCAAUUCUUUGUCUAUGACAUCAUCAAUCCAUACGAGGUUAAACACGGUAAAGAGUUGCCUUUUGUUGUACAGAAAGGUCCGUAUACUUAUAAGGAACACCGACCAAAGUUUGACAUAAAUUUCAAUGAAAAUGGGACGGUCUCUUAUCGACAGAAUGUCACGUAUGUCUUUGAUCGCAGCAUGUCAUCUGGAUGGGAUAACGAGACUUUGACAAUGAUUAACAUUCCGUUAAUAACAGUAAGCAACCUGGCCAGAUACCUUCCAGAUUUACUGCAGACAUUGAUUGAGGCACUGGAGAAAGUGUCGGGUGCCGAGCUGUUUAUGAAAAGAACAGUGAAUGAAGUGCUAUGGGGAUACGACGAUGAAAUGCUGAAAUUUAUUAUGAAUAUUACAGGGAACCUUUUGAUUAAAUCAGCUAAGUUUGGACUUUUCAUGGGGCGGAAUGGUACAGAUGACGGCAUCUACAAUAUUUACACAGGUUCUGAUAAACUUAACAUUAUUGACAAAUGGAAAGGUGAACCAAGUCUGUCGUGGUGGAAUGAUGAUUAUGCAAACAUGAUUAAUGGCACCGAUGGCUCACUAUCACCACCAUAUUCUGAUCGAUCCAAACCAGCCUAUAUAUUCUCGUCAGACAUCUGCAGAUCUGUUUUUGUAAUGUUUGAGAAAGAAGUUGAAGUGAAAGGAAUCACUGUCAAUCAUUUUGUCUCUAAUGCAUAUUUACUUGGAAAUGUCACCUUCAAUCCAGACAAUGGCGGAUUUUGUACACCUAAAAAUAACUGUCCUCCAGGAGGUCUUCUCAAUGCAAGUGCCUGUCAGCAAGGUGCACCAAUUUUUUAUUCACUUCCACAUUUCCUGUACGCUGAUAAAGACGUGAUAUUACCGUGUAUGAACCCAAACAAAGAAGAACAUCAAACAUUCCUUGACUCAGAUUAUGUAACUGGUAUAUCAAUGAGAAUUGCCAAACGACUACAAAUAAAUGUCCAUUUGACAAGACACAAGGCUAUCAGUGAUCUUUCUGAGAUUAAUGAAGUUUAUUAUCCAGUUUUAUGGAUAAAUGAGACUUAUACUAUAGACGAUGCCAGUGCAACCAAAUACAAACAUUCAGUACUCACACCUUUGUAUGUCACCAGGAUAAUGCCAUGGAUUGUGUUUGGUAUUGGAUGCCUAAUUGUCAUUAUUACCCUGAUUUUGUUGAUUAGAAACCGAAGGAGAGGAUAUCAGACGCCACUGCAUGGUAAUUCAAUACAAGAGAAUCAUGACAAGGAACCUAUAUUGGGAGGAGCAACUGCUUAGAACAAAGGCUUAGAAAAAUAGAUCCAGUGUGUGUGAAGUACACACAGUACUACCGUACAUAGACUGUAUUCUGUUGAAGCGUUUUUGUUUUUUGAUAUGCACAUGCAUUGGUAAAAUACAGGCAAUUGACAUAUAUGGAUAUGAUGAAAUUGCGCAAAUAUUCCAUACCCCCAAACUGACUCAAUGUUGUUAAGUUUCCCAGUCAGCAAAUAUCAUUAAGUGUUAUAAGAUAUGCAAUGGUCAUUUUUUAAAAUGACGACAUAAAAAUUGUAUUUUUGGAACUUAUAAACUUUUGUUCAGCAGCAUAUUACUGGUAAUAGCAAUCUUACAGUGUAUACGUAUUCUGCUGAUAAUAUACAUCCUUACAAAUAAUGAUCAUACGUUUAAUUAUGUAUACAGUGACCCCUCGCUAAGUCGCGCCUCGGUUACUCGCAAUUCGGCUAAGUCGAGGGUACUUGGAUGGCUCCUAAAAUUUCUAUUGUGUAUUUGCUACUUCGUAACACGAUGCUUUAUUUAAAUUUCAAAUAAAUUCUUGAAUUUGGACAUUCAUGCUUUAAACAAGUAACCACAUCUUAUGGUGCCUUAAUUCUAUAUAUAAUCUACUAUCUGAUCAUUUUGUGUCUGUAAAUUUUAUGCCUGGUGUGUGUCAUAAUUGUUUAUUUAUUGUGUUGCAGUAGUAUUUUUAUCGUUGGAAAUACUGUAUAAUUUGCUUUAAAAAUGUGUAUGUGCAUUUAAAGAAGCCAUGUGACACCGUUUUGAGUAUUUUUUGUGAGAAAAAUGUCAGGGUUUAAUUUGUUAUCAAAAUUUGACCCCCGUUUUGGCAGAAAACACUAGCAGAAUUCACUCGUUUAUCAAACAAAAUUUAACAUUCUCAAAAAUACUCAAAAAUAUUCACAUGUCUUCUUAGAUUAGUUUGUAUUCCACGUAUAACUCUGUAAUAGAUAUAUUUACAUAGCUAUAUAUUUAUGUCACAAGAGCAGCUGAUUUAAUAGGGGGUUAAUUGUUGCAGUCUCCAAGUGAUGAAUCGUUUGGUGUAAGGGAUGAUAUUGUCAGUCAAUAAAAAUAAUUUUUUUUUUACAGAUUUGCUAAAUUCUAUUUUUUUCAUGUACGCCACCAGAAUCCUCUAUUUGAACACCGUUGAAUACGCUUUUCAUUUCGACUUCGCAUAAGUGAUCUGACA